UCUCUGACUCCACCACCUCUCUUUCUCUAUUCUUCUUCUCGAUCUAAAUUUAUUUUCUUUGUGCUUGGAUUUUCUCUACCCCGUCAACACCUCACAAAAACUCUGCCCUUUUUGCUUCUCCAAACGGCAAUCAUAUCAUCAAAAUCAUACUUCUCUUCUUACAUACAAACUCACCAAUCAAAACCCAUCUUGAAAUUUUCAAUUUGGUUGAACAAAACAGUGGUAUCUGGGAGGGGAGGGGGCAAAUUUUGUAGAAAAGUUUUGUAUGUACAAAUUACUCAAUGUGUUUUUCUGAAGAAGAUAAGAAGAAGAAAUUUGAAUGCUUGGUGCAGGUUAAAUGCUGGUUCCCGGGGAUCUAGGGUUUCCUCCGGGUUUAAUUUGGGGAUUUUUUAGUUUGUUCUGUUUGAUUUCUGUAUUGAUUAUUAGAAGAAAAUGGAGAAUUGCAGAAGAGAGGAACAUGGAGAUUUUGAGACUUAUGGCUCUGGCUGCAGAAGAAGACAGAAGGGUUGAAUUUGAAGCUUCUUUAGAGUACGGUGGUUACAGCAGUGUUGUUUCUCCUCCUGCUGCUACUUCUUCUUCGUGGUCUUCUGCCGCUUCUGUUAAUUCUCCUCUUCCAGCUCCUCCUCCUCAGUAUCAGUGUGCUGUGUGUUAUGCCCCUACCACGACUCGAUGUUCUCGGUGUAAAUCUGUUCGUUACUGCUCUGGUAAAUGUCAAAUUAUUCAUUGGAGAAAAGGUCACAAAGAUGAAUGUCAUCCUCCAAGCCCCAAUAUUCAGUUUAGUGGUCCAAAAAGCGAUUCUGAUGGGAAGACAGGCUUGGAAAGAGAAAAGCAUGAAUCUGUUGGUAAUGGUUCUGAACUGGGAAGCGGCUUGGUUGCGGAACCACUUGAAACAUUUCCUGAAGAACCCAGAUCAGUUGAAUCCAGUCGAUUGCCUGAGUUUCCAAGUAGUAAGAAUGUUGAAAAAGCUGGAUCUGUGGAGGAUGGCAAAAGAGCAGGUGCCAUUUCUGAAUCCUCCAGUAAGCUUGUUGGCAUUGCUAAACCGACCACCACUAUUUGGCUGGUUGAUGCUUCUGCUAACAGUUUUCCUAUAUUAAGUAGUUCGGAGAGUUUGAAAGAGUCUACAUUUGAUAAUUCUGGAUGUAAUGGACUUGAGAAAAAAGUUGAUGUUAGUGACAUGGAGCCUACCAGAUCAUUACCUCAAAAAAUUAGUAGUUUAGAUGCUUCUUUAAAUGAUCUUUCUUGUGCAGAUUACCGGCAGCAAAGUGUACCUAGUUCUUCUGGUAAUGGAAAGUCAAGAUCGAUUAGUUCUUCCGGGGGAUCUAGUCUCAAGAGAUCUGAGGUUUCAUUAACUACUCAGAUGUCUAAAGCGAAGUCUGGUUUACUGGAGGAAAGUCUUGAUUCAAACGGGUCCGGAAAUGAUCUCCACGGUGAUUUAACUAAGUCGGGUAUUAGGGAAGGUGGUAAUGGUAACUUGUCACAUUUGUCUCCCAAUUCCUUUCAACAAACUGUCCCCAGCUCACGUUCAGAGUCCAGGAUUCACGCAUCUGAUGUUGCCAACCCUGUUGCCUUGGAAAAUAAAAUACCUGCCAGUGGAGCCGAGAAGAAAGCACCAGUGGCUUUCGCGCGGCAUUCACCAGUUUUUGGUUCUGAAAGGUCAGCUUCUGUGAUUACCAACCAAAUUAAUAAAUCUGAAUCACGAAAGCCUAAAGUUAUCAGAUCUCUAGCAUCAAGUGGUUCUGAGAAUCACCCAACUUCUGUUAAUGGAGAAUAUUCUUCAUUGAGUGAGAAGUCGUCAAAAGGGGAAAAAGUACAAGUAGUUGCUAUGAGAUCGAAUGAUGUUUCAGUGUCUUCUCAUAAUGUUAGCAAUGGCUUGAAAAUGUUAGCGCAGAAAGCUGUUCAGCAUUCGAAACUGCCUAAACUUUCCCUACAUAGUCCUUCUGGAAGUGAUGUUAUUGGAAAACAUGAUGACAAGAUGCUCUUUUCUUAUGAAGUGUUCAUCAAGCUUUACAACAAGGACAAGGCGGAACUUCACCCGUUCGGCCUUACAAACUUGGGAAACAGCUGUUAUGCUAAUGCUGUCCUUCAGUGCCUCGCUUAUACUCGGCCUCUUACAGCGUAUCUUCUGCAAGGACUUCACUCGAAAGCAUGCACAAAACAGGAGUGGUGUUUUAUUUGUGAGUUUGAGUCUCUGAUUCAGAAGGUCAAGGAAGGAAAGUGGACACUCUCUCCAAAUGGUAUUGUCUCCCAUCUACACAAAAUAGGUAGCCAUCUAGUUCACGGAAAACAAGAAGAUGCCCAUGAAUUUUUAAGGUUUUCUAUCGAUAAAAUGCAAUCUAUUUGUCUGAAGGAAGCUGGGGAAAAAGCUGGUCGCCCUCGUGCAGAAGAAACAACUCUGAUAGGCCUUAUUUUUGGGGGCUAUCUCCGAUCUAAGAUAAGGUGCAUGAAGUGUCAUGAAAAGUUUGAGCGCGAAGAACGGAUGAUGGAUCUUACAGUUGAAAUACAAGGGGAUAUCAGUACUUUAGAAGAGGCGCUUGGACAAUUUACUGCUACAGAAAUCUUGGAUGGGGAGAACAAGUACCAUUGUAGCAGAUGCAAAUCUUAUGAGAAAGCCAAAAAGAGGUUAACGGUGCUGCAUGCCCCUAACGUCCUUACGAUUGCUCUAAAGCGGUUUCAGUCUGGCAAAUUUGGGAAGCUCAAUAAAGCUGUGCGGUUCCCUGAAGUGCUGAACUUGGCUCCAUAUAUGAGUGGGACAAGUGACAAGUCUCCUAUAUAUAGUCUUUAUGCAGUGGUAGUUCACUUGGAUGUCACUAAUGCUGCAUUUUCCGGACAUUAUGUCUGUUAUGUCAAGAAUAGCCAGGGGAAGUGGUUCAAGAUGGAUGACAGCACCGUGAAACCUGUGGAGCUUGAGAGGGUCUUGUCGAAAGGAGCAUACAUGCUACUUUACGCAAGGUGUUCGCCACGGUUACCAGGUUUGAUACAGAAGACAAUGCUACUAAGUGAUAACAAGAUGAAAUGUACCAAAUGUGUGGAACCUAUUUCGUCCAGCCAUAGUGGAAACAGCAGUACUGCUACCAAAGCAAAGUCGAUCUCUGUGGUGUCCGGAGGUGCUUCUACAGCAACCUGCAGGAGUCACGAUGAAUAUCCAUACUGGGGAAAUAUGGAUGAUUCGUUACACAAAAGGUUGCCUCCAGUGCACAGGAUACGGAUAGCUGACUCCUCGAGCGACAACUCCUCUCUCCUCAGUGGUUCAGAUGAAGGCUCCUGGACUACAGAUAGCACCAGGGACUCUAUCAGUGCUGAUGAAGUGUGUGAUCAUUUAUUCGGAUGACGGCGUGGUUAUAACAGCCCAUUGAGUACGUCAGAUGACUCCAAUAGUUCAUCUUCACCUUCUCCUUCUUCCACAAUCUCAGACGGAGACAGACAUAGAUCGUGUUACCCUGAAACCAGUACAUACCCUAUAUACAGCGGAGGUGGUGAUCACGGUGAGCCGGGUACGAGGAUAAAACCCAAUGGAAUCAGUAUCAAGAGUUUGCGAGACAAGGGAGAUAAUAGUCCCUUUGUAUAUUCUGACACAACUAAUCACUGUACAAAGUUAACGGGUAGUAAUAGUAUUAGCCAUAGCAGUAGUAACAGUAACUCUAGGGAGACUGACCCAAAAAGGUGGGGUAAUUCUGGUGUAUCCUUGUUGAGAAGAUCAACUAAAGAAAGAAAAACUCAACCACUUUACUAAGUUAUAAGUAAAGGGUCUUUUUUGAUGAGCUAUUUAAUCUAAUUAAAAUGUCUGUCCAUUUUAUUAUUGUUCA
Molecule: messenger RNA, 3803 nt
Organism: Papaver somniferum (opium poppy)
Lineage: Eukaryota; Viridiplantae; Streptophyta; Magnoliopsida; Ranunculales; Papaveraceae
Product: ubiquitin carboxyl-terminal hydrolase 17-like
Exons: 11
Coding region: 338-3328 (996 amino acids)
Biological process (GO): protein deubiquitination
Cellular component (GO): cytosol; nucleus
Molecular function (GO): cysteine-type endopeptidase activity; cysteine-type deubiquitinase activity
Source: RefSeq, a predicted model, not a curated record